ACUGUCUCAUGGCACCUCUUGUCACCACUUGAUUUUCCUGUGUGUGAUCUUCUCCCCCAGACACACAGUUUCUGGAGGGCAGGGACUGGCUCCUAUUUGAUUCCCCAAGGCUGCUCCAGGCAAGGUCUGGUGUCCCAUAAGUGCUUGUGGACUGACUGGUAGCUGGAAGGAUUGAAAAGGCCACCUGUGUUGAGAGGAGGAGGUAGAAACUAAAGAAUAUCCAGCUUCUUUCCUUUUUCCCAGCCCACAAGGUCACAAGGAAAGAGGUGGGGACAUACCCAAGUCCGGACAGAGGAAAAAUGUGGGCAGGGCCUCUGCAGAGGGGCAGAGGGCUCAGGAGGGCAGAUACCAGCUGGAUAACGAGUGGGAAUGGGUGGGAGAAAGUUUCAGAGAAAAGGUAGAGAAAGGAGGAGGGACCAUCUUAUCUAGUUUAUCAUUUUACAGGUGAGGAGGCCAAGACCACGUUCUAGGGCUUUAUUGAUUAUAAUCAGACCCUCAAGUGCAAAGUAGGGUUUAUUGAAAGUAUUCAGGGAAGGAGUUCACUGCAACUCAUUGGUAGGAAAUGUAGCCUCGAGGGGCCUUUUCAGCUCAAGUGCUUCCCCUGAUUACCAGUGUUUCUGUGUCUCUAAAUUCACAUUUAUCUAUAAUUCAAAUACUGAGUACCUUCCAUGGGGUAGCACUGUACUGGGAAUGAAAUUGUAAGCAAAAGCAGAGGUCACCUUAGCCCAGUGGGGAGGGGUGGAUUUUUCUUCUCAUCUGUCUUCCCUGCGGCCUAUGGGUGGGGUAGACCAAGCCAGAAUGGGAAGCCAAAGGGACAAGUGCACAGUCCAGAGAGGGUCAGUGACUUGUUCAAAGUCACACAAGGCUGGAACUUGGGUCCUGCAGUGCUGGUUUCAGGGCUCUUCCUGUGCUCAAACAUGUUCCUCAUUCAUCUUUACUUACUUUUUGAUGCAGGGAGUGGAGGGUGGGGUGGCCUGAGACCCCUAUGGCGGCAAAGGGAGGUCAGAGAGUGUGAUGUGGGUGUUUAUGGAGAUGCACUUGAGUGCAGGACUGGGGCACGGGCUGGGACCAGGGCUAAGGGUGACAGCUAGGCCUACCGGAGGGGUACUGGAUGGAGGAGAGAAUUGUUCACAAGGAAGCCACAGGCUGAAAACACUGAGAAACAGCCUCCAGGGGCCAGCUGCAGACUUCAGUUUCCAAUUCCUGAAUUCACCUCUUCUACAGUAAUGCCAGCCCACUGGCCUGACUGCCAGGGCCGAAUGCCCAGGACCUAGACUUUGGUCUGCACAGUCAGAGGAAAGAGAGCAGGGCAGCAGUGUUGAGUGGAGUGACUAACUCUGGAUUAGCAGUGAUCCUGGGCUCUCAGCCCAGCUCGGCCAUUACAGGCAGUAUCUUCACCUGUCAGGCUCUGGUUUACUCACUGGAUGCAAAAUGAAGAAGAUGGACAAGUUGAAGAAACGUCACAGGAGCCCAAGAGGCUGGCCAGAGAGCCCAGGACUCAGUUCCUCUGUGGGAAGGCACACACACUCUUUGGUCAAGAAACUUGGUCAGGAGGUCAGAAACAUGGGCCCUGCCCGAGCAGCAAGUCACCAUGACCCAGGCCAACCUGAGGACAAAGGCCUCAACUAUUCCUUGAACCAUGCUGAUAAUCAGGACAUUCCGAAGAAACAAGUGAUGUGGAUUUCAGUGACGGCCUACCUCCAGAAGACUUCCUUCAGCCUGAUGUCUUCCUCAAGACCAGCCAACCCCGAACCAUGAGCUGAUGGGGCCACGUGCAUUUCACAGGUUACUGACUGGGUGGGCUGAAUGAUGGCCCCCAAAGACAGCCAGGUCCUAACCCCUGGAACCUGUGAAUAUUACCCUACAUGGCAAAACGGACUUUGCUGGUGUGACUGAAAGCCCUUGAGUGGGGAGAUUAUCCCGGAUUAUUCAGAUGGAUCUUAAAUGUAAUCACAAGGGUCCUUCUAAAAGAGAGGCAGAGGAAGAUUUUACUACAGAAGACAAACAAAGCCAUAUGACAAAGGAAGCAGACAGAGAGAGAGAUUUGGAAAUGCUAUGCUGCUGGCUUUGAAGAUGGGUAAGAGGCCAAGAGCCAAAGAAUGCAAACACUGCAGCUCUGGAUGCUAGAAAGGGCAAGGAAAUGUAGAGCCCCUGCAGGCUCUGCUUACCCCUUAAUUUUGGCCCAGUGAAACUGAUUUCAGAUUUCUGAUCUGCAGAACUGAAAGAGAAUAAAUGUGUGUUGCUUUCAGCCACCAAGUUUGUGGCAAUUUGUUACAGCAGCCACAGGACGCUAAUACAUGACCCUUUACUCUCUGACUCUUGUACUCAGCACUUGGGAUCAAACAGUGAACCCGAUAAACCUCUACACCUCCCAGGGAAAUUGACCAUCUCUCUGUCUCUGGAUUUUAAAAAGGAACAGCCACGUAGACAUUUUAUCAAAGAUAUAUGAAUGGUCAAUAAACACAUGAAAAGAAAAUGCACAAAAUCAUUAGCAUUAGGGCAAUGAAAAUUAAAACCACAAUGAGAUACCACUUCAUACUCACUAGGAUGGCUAUAAUAAAAGACAAUAACAAAUGUCAAAA
This is a messenger RNA of Homo sapiens (human), 2582 nucleotides long. It is a transcript of the gene TMEM17, whose product is annotated as transmembrane protein 17. Bases 1432 to 1758 code for a protein of 108 amino acids. Gene Ontology annotation, biological process: smoothened signaling pathway; cilium assembly. Lineage: Eukaryota; Metazoa; Chordata; Mammalia; Primates; Hominidae. The transcript is spliced from 4 exons. The record is from RefSeq and is a predicted model, not a curated record. Gene Ontology annotation, cellular component: ciliary transition zone; MKS complex; ciliary membrane.